Messenger RNA from Micropterus dolomieu (smallmouth bass), 1098 nucleotides. Its product is annotated as caspase-7-like. Gene Ontology annotation, biological process: proteolysis. NCBI's taxonomy places the organism in Eukaryota, Metazoa, Chordata, Actinopteri, Centrarchiformes, Centrarchidae. The record is from RefSeq and is a predicted model, not a curated record. Bases 183 to 1007 code for a protein of 274 amino acids. The transcript is spliced from 4 exons. Gene Ontology annotation, molecular function: cysteine-type endopeptidase activity.
CUGAACGGGAAAGUCCAUAUAUGGCCAGACAGGUGUGACUGGAGGUAUAGAUAAAACUGUUUGACUGCUUUAACUGGAGUGAAGUGCAACACGUCUGUUAGGCACAUUCAGAGAUACAAGCAGCAGAGUCAGACUCAAAAAAGAAGCGUUUCCAUUCACUGAUUGAAGUCUUUGGAGAAACCAUGCUGCCAUGGAAAGGACUGAAAGAUCAGAUCGGGGGGGAGUGUAACAGGGCAGUGUUGGUGUCUGUGGCAAGGUUUGACCCUGGGGUGGAUCUGGAGAGGAGGUCUGGAGCCGAGAGGGACGCCAAGAGACUCCACCGGACCCUCAGCAAACUGGGCUUCAAGGUGGAUAUCCACGCCGACCUCAGCGGUGACGAAAUCUACAAGCUGUUUCAGAAAGAGAGCCGCCGGCCGGUGAAGGACUGUUUUCUGACCGUCUUGUCGUCUCACGGCGAGGAGGGCUGCGUGUUCGGAGCUGAUGGGGAACCUGUCCGACUGGCUCGUAUCUUCAAAUAUUUUGACAACGAUUGUAUGGAGAAAAAGGCCAAAGUGUUCCUCAUACAGGCGUGUCGGGGAGACGGUCUGGAUAACGGUGUGGAGGUGGAUUCGACCAGUGACACCACAGAGUGCAGCGUUUCGCACCAUCUCUCUGUUCCCACAGAUACAGCAGUGAUGUACGCCACACCACCAGGUUACGCAGCUUUCAUGAACCCACUCGGAUCCGUCUUCAUCCAGACUUUCUGCAACUUACUAGAGGAUGAAGGGAAUCGCAACCUGGAGCUGACUCGCCUCAUGACCCGCCUCUCCCACAGGGUGGCCUACACCUUCCAGGCCAAAGGCCGCGACGUGGGAGGGAAGAAAGAGAUGCCCUGCCUCCUGACCCGACUGACCCGUGAAGUGUUCCCGUUCGCUGAGACGGGGAAAGACAGCGGGGCCCAGCGGCUCUCAGCCACGUCACUGGUUGGCGCUGAUAAUGUCAGAACACGGACACCUUCCAUCAGUUAGACUGUUGCACGCGAGUGUGCCUGACUGCAUCUGAACGUAUGAAAGCAAUAAUAAGCAUCAGGAAUGCAGAUGGAAGAGAAAAGAUAAGUUA